AUGACUCUGGGACCUGGAGCUUCGGGCAGUGAUGACUUUCCUGGGAGGAAGAGCGGAGCUGGGUGCUCCAGACCUGAUGCCCCCAGAGCUGAGAAGUGUGACAGCCACAGAAGCAUAGGUGAAUCCAUAAUUACAGACUCACAGACACUGAAGUCUGACUUGAAGAAGAAGUUUGCAGUCAUAUUUGAUGAAUUACGAAAGGAGAACCAUCACAUCCCCCUGAAUGAGAUCUUCACAGAGCUCUACAUCACAGAGGGGGGAAGCGGGGCGGUCAAUACUGAACACGAGGUGUGGCAGAUUGAGACAGCAUUCAGAAGACAGGCCUCUCAGGAGACUCCAAUUAUCUGCAAUGACAUCUUUAAGCCCACACCUGGUCAUGGGCGCACUAUCCAAACUGUUCUCACAAAGGGGAUCGCUGGCAUUGGGAAAACUGUCUCUGUGCAGAAGUUCAUUCUGGACUGGGCAGAAGGAAAAGCCAAUCAGGAGAUUGAUUUAAUUUUUCCAAUUCCUAUCCGAGAUCUGUAUCGGAAGAAACAGGGAAAAUUCAGUCUGAUUGAACUUCUUAAGCACUAUUUUCCAAAACUCACUUUUCUCCCAGAUAAGAUUCAAAGUCACAAUCAUGAAGACAAAGUGUUGUUUAUCUUUGAUGGUCUAGAUGAGUGUCGACUUCCACUAGAUUUCCAGAAUAAUGAGAUGUGGUGUGAUGUAACAACGAGAACCUCAGUGGACACUCUCCUGACAAAUCUCAUUGCCGGGGAUCUUCUGGGCUCUGCUCUCCUCUGGAUCACGUCCCGACCAGCAGCAGUCGAUCAGAUCCCACGCAAAUAUCUUGAUCGAGUGACAGAGGUACGAGGGUUCAAUGAUGCACAUAAGCGGGAGUACUUCAGGAAAAGAUUCAGAAAUCAGGACCUAGCUGACAGAAUUAUCACUCACAUAAAGUCAUCCAAGAGCCUGUAUAUCAUGUGUCAUAUACCAGUCAUCUGUUGGAUUUCAGCUGCUGUUCUAGAGACAGUGUUUGGUGGUUCUGGAACUGAAGUAAUCCCCAAAUCUCUGACGGAAAUGUACACACACUUCCUGCUCAUUCAAGAAAAUAUGAACCAAAAAAAGUAUUACAACACCAGUAAGACAAACUCAAAGAACAUGUCAGCCUCAGAUGUAGAAAUCAUCCUGAAAUUGGGGAAGUUGGCUUUUCUACACCUGGAAAGCAGAACUCUCAUCUUCGACGAAAAGGACCUGGCUGAGUGUGAAUUCACUGAAGCAUCAUUGCAUUCUGGCCUGUGCACACAGAUCUUUAAAGAGGAUUCUCAGUUGUACCAGGAGAAGGGCUACUGCUUUGUGCAUCUGAGCAUUCAGGAGUACUUGGCUGCAUUAUUUGUGUUUUAUUCAUUUGUAAACAGAAAGAUAAAUCUACUCAGUCCAGAGGAACAAUAUGCAGAGAAUAAGCAGAAAAUCUCAUUGUCUGAUUUACACAGGACUGCAGUGGAUGAGGCCCUUCGGAGUGUGAAUGGACAUCUGGACCUUUUCCUUCGUUUCCUUCUUGGUCUCUCGCUGGAGUGCACACAGAAACUUCUCCCUAUAGUCAGGAACUGCAGGAGGGCCAUGUAA
Conger conger (European conger) is the source of this 1605-nucleotide messenger RNA. Its product is annotated as protein NLRC3-like. The transcript has 3 exons. Bases 1 to 1605 code for a protein of 534 amino acids. The record is from RefSeq and is a predicted model, not a curated record. Lineage: Eukaryota; Metazoa; Chordata; Actinopteri; Anguilliformes; Congridae.